Messenger RNA from Panicum virgatum (switchgrass), 2327 nucleotides. Its product is annotated as protein CPR-5-like. NCBI's taxonomy places the organism in Eukaryota, Viridiplantae, Streptophyta, Magnoliopsida, Poales, Poaceae. The transcript has 5 exons. The coding region runs from base 107 to 1651 and encodes 514 amino acids. The record is from RefSeq and is a predicted model, not a curated record. Gene Ontology annotation, biological process: leaf senescence; trichome morphogenesis; defense response.
CCGUGAAACAAAACAAAUCGUGCCGGUGCUCGGUGCUCGGCGCACGGCUGGAGUCACCCCAAUAAACCCUACCCGCCCCUCCGCUGCCCCGCGGGCCCCUUCCCGUAUGGACGGGGCCCAUACCGCCGCCGGCUCGGGCUGCUCGGAGGCCGGCGGGGCGUCCUCCGCCUCGUCGUAUGGCGGCGGCUCGGAGUCCCGAUUUCGGCUGCACAAGGGGGUGCACCUGCGGCGGCGGCGGCGGCGGGUGGCGGUCGGGGGAGGGGGGAGCAGCAAUAAGGGCGGCGCCGGUGACGGCGGCGUGCAGGACCUCGCGCUGCCCCUCGGGAUGUCCUUCGCGGCGGUGCUUGCUCAGGUUCUGAAUAGAUGCAGUGGUUCUGGAAGAAGUUUACAACCUGAUGUCCUCUCAAAGAUGUGUAUCUCAGCUGUGAAGGAGUCCUUGACAAAUAUUUAUGGUGACAGAUUCGAGAUUUUCAUGAGAAAUUUUGAAAAAUCAUUUGGUAGUACAUUGAGAACCCUCCACCUUAUCAAUGAGACACCUGUCUAUGAACAAGAUAUGCCUCAAUGUUCUUACAAAGGUGGUAAUUCUGUAUCUGAAAUCAAGUUGAGUGGUACUGAUUCACAAAGUUGGAUACAUGAUGUCCAGAAAGACACACCCUUGAGUUCCAUAGAUAAUCAGAUCAUUCUUCAUGAGGGUGUCAAUCAUCAGCUGGUUCACCUUACUCAUAGUCGAACUGCUCCAGGAAUUGAUCAGGAUGUUAUGAGUGUAUUCGAGAGAUCUGUCAAUGAGCAAGCUCGUUCAAAUGAGCUCAAGAAACUUGAAAUAGGACUUACUAUGAGAGAAUUGCAAUUGAAGGAAUCUCAGUUAGCUCUCAUCUCCGACUCAAAUGAGUUAGAGAAGGUUAAAAUUCGUGUGGGAUUUGAGAGAGCCUCUUUCAAAGAGGAGAAAUUUAAGACUCAAAGAGAGGAUACAAGGCAUGCAGAACUGCUCAGGAAGCUUAUAGAUAUGCUUCUUACUGCUGUGGUACUCAUGUCUGCCUGUUUUGGAUACGGGACAUAUAUUUACUCGUACCAGCGGAUAACUGCUGUUACUUCAGCUUGUGCAGCUGCUUCAAGGGAGUAUACAUCUUGGUGGAUGCCAAGUUCAGUGUCAGCUUUCAACUCGGGGUUUCUGAUUUUCAAAUGCAAUUUAAUAGCAUCAGCGAGGAUAUCAUUUGGAGUUUUGAUGAUCCUAUUAAUCGCUUGGUUGAUAUUCCAGCGUUCUGCAAUGACUGGACCAAACAUGCCAAUAACGUUCAACGGUAUGUUAUUGGGAGUUGUUUGUGGUUGGUUUGGAAGGAAAUGUGUCGACACACUGGGUGGGGAUGGAAAUUUAUGGCUUGUAUUCUGGGAGGCCCUUUGCUUCAUCCAUUUACUUGGAAACAUUCGGCCAUCUGUUUUACAUCGAAUGCUCUAUGGUCCUAUUUCUGUGACAAACAGCACCAAGGCCGUUCGUUUACCAUAUUGGGCUCGCCGAUAUGCAUUUUAUGUUUUGGUGUCACUUAUCCUGCCAUGCUUGGCUGGUUUGCUGCCAUUUGCACCUCUGUCAGACUGGAUAGAACUUGCAAUUCAAUAUGUAGUGUCCAUGCUCAGUGGAAGUAACAUUGAGGAUUGACUAUUGAGAUCAGGUGUCGUUAUUUGUAAGCUCAAAUCUAUUCUGCGAAGGUGGAGAGGAUUUGCCCACUUUUGUUCAAGUCAAACAUAUAUGAAAAUUGGAUUUCAGGAUAGCAAGGAGGAAAGCUAUUUUGUUUGACUUCCACCUAGACAAACUUAUUGGCAUGAAAGAAAAAUGUUUGUGCCUUGUGGCGAAACAUCAGAUUGAUCAGAUUGUGAUAGUUGUGCUCCUUUGUGCAUUGUCAAUGACAGCAGGAGCAAGAUACUUAAUUUUACAAUGCAACUUCUUGUCACCAGGCAAGCUUGAAUUAUAUUAUAAGCCUGCAAUUUCAUUCCCUCUUUUUGUGGCCCUUUUGUGCAAGGACAUUUGUCCUCAGUGAUUGGAAUCUGUAGGUAUGAUGUAAUUUCAUAUGUUAGUCUCCCAUAAGCUGCGGACUUUCCUUCCAUCGGAAUUCACUCCACAUCAAACUGCUGCUUGUACGUAGUUUCUCACAUGUAUGUUGUACAGGGAAGCUUACAAGCUCAAUGUGUCAUUUCUGUUUAUUUGCACACAUCAUUCAGAUUUGUUGUGUAUAUAGCAGUAAUGUACAAUUAUGUAAAUAUGUAAAGAGUUGUGUCUGCUUCCACGUUAAUUAUGUGUACUAGUUUUUCAAUGGAACUUGCUUAUGUUUGUGCAA